AUGGUCAAACUCAUUGCCCUCACCAUUGCCUCUGCAAUUCUCUUCCCAACUCUUACAAUCGCCGCAGCUUGUACGGACGGCCUGGUCUACUGUGGUUACAACCUUUUGAGGCGAGGUAACUACAAGGCUGAGAUCAUUGCGGAACUUGCGAGAGUUGGAGACUCUAGCGACCCUAGCGAGGAGUACGACAUCUACCAUGGUCUUUUCAAGUGCGGCGAAGGUGGCCAUGGGUGGAUUCGAUACAUCAGCCAUUGUGACAGGUUCUGCAACGAUGGCGGCGCAGGUAAAGACGACUACUGUUAG
Fusarium keratoplasticum is the source of this 303-nucleotide messenger RNA. RefSeq lists its product as uncharacterized. Lineage: Eukaryota; Fungi; Ascomycota; Sordariomycetes; Hypocreales; Nectriaceae. The record is from RefSeq and is a predicted model, not a curated record. Bases 1 to 303 code for a protein of 100 amino acids. The transcript has 2 exons.